GGAGUUUGAGAAAGUCGACACUGGUCCCUAAAUCCGCUUGUGAGCAAUGAGCAUUGCCUUCUUGUAGGAAUCAUCGGAACAUGUGAGAGGGUUAGACGUGAGCAUUAUGUUCGCCCAGUCUGUGACCGCCCUCUCACCACAUAACCUUCAUCUCCUUGUCACAGGAAACAUGGUUCUCAAGGUCACGGUCGCAGCAGAGUACCAUAAGCAAAAAUGGUUGCCGCCCAAGCGGCACGGAAGCUUUUUGUCAUACGAACAGGAGUCGAGGACAAGUUUGUUCAUCGGACAGGCAAGCCGAAUGAAGUUGGAAAUACAGUGCGACGCAAAUAUUGAAGCCACAGCGGCUCGAGAAAGAGGACGAGGGUGAGGGAGAGAGAGGGGGGGAGUGAGUGAGGGAGGCCUCUAUGCCCAGAAUAUGAACCAACCUGCGAGUCAAUGGACUCAUGCGACUCAUGCGACUUUUGCCAUUGACUGGGGUGAAGUUCAAGGUGUUUGUACGAUAGAAUCAGGAGUACCCAUCAAACGUCAUGGCUGAACAAUCAGAGGCGAGGCCUAGACUACGUAAGGGCACUGAAAUGGAUGUGGAUGAAUCCACCUUGUCCCACAAACCCACACCAAAUGUCUGGACCUGAAAGUACGAGGCAUAGAUUUUAUAAAGUGUCUGGUUCCUAGGGUACGAAGCAUAAUGUUGUUGAGGAUGCUACACUUUCUUGGGUCCAGAUUCCUCACUGGAGAAGUGAGAGACGCUGGUGUGGGGUUGAAUGGAAUCUAACUUGCUGUAUUUAGAUGUAGGCUACCGUAGUCUGCUGGGACA
Molecule: messenger RNA, 814 nt
Organism: Marchantia polymorpha subsp. ruderalis
Lineage: Eukaryota; Viridiplantae; Streptophyta; Marchantiopsida; Marchantiales; Marchantiaceae
Source: the annotation of a GenBank genome assembly